AUGGAGAAGUACUCACAGCCACGGGCAGGCUGGCCAUCCUCGUCCCUGGGGGAGAAGGAGCCAAUUAGCCGCAAGGAUCAGAGCCAGCUUUGCUCGAAACCCCAGACCUGCUACUACAGCAGCACUGGGGGAGCCCCUCCGCCGCCAGCCCCUCACCGCAACAGUGGCAGCCGAAGCCUAAUCCCGGCUGCCCAGAGCCAGCGAUUGGCUCCGCGCGGCUCCGGGGACAACCGCCUGGCAGGUGCCCCCGCCCGAGGCUGCCGCCGCCAUAUUUGUCACGGGCGAUUGCCCUUAGGGACCAAAAAGGACGUGGAUGCUAGCAAGAAGGCAUGGAGGGGAGAAGCUCAACUAAAAAGUGGUGGAAAGGAGCCCUGCUCUGGACCUUCGGCUUCCCCACAUGCUGAGGACCAACUCCUCCCGGCUGAAGGAAAUAAGCCUACGCCGCGGCCCUGCGCCCGCCGUUCCCCGCGCCCGGCUACCAGGGGCCGUCGCUGCAGUCACCCACGGCAAGAGGGGCCGCAGUGGCCGAAAGCUGGUCGUCGUGGCCAGAAGGCAGCAGCCUACAGGUGGAGCUGCGCUGGGGACGCGUGGAGCGCGCCACGGGCCCGCGCCUGGAACUGCCGGACUUCGUGCGCCGGGAGCUGCGGCGCGUGUACGGCACGUACCCGCGCACUGACUUGCGCGUCACUUUCCGCGGAGGUGAGUUCCUGGUGCAGGGCGCGCCGCGCAUCGGUGAGCCCGAGUACCGAGUGCAGAGGCGAUUGCUGCGCGCGCCCGCCAGCAGCAGCAGCAGCGGCCGCAGCAGCCCAGCGGGGAAAGCGGCAGAGCGCGGCGGCCCGAAAAAGAGGAAAGGCCUGGGCUGAGGGCGCCGCAGGGCCUGGCGACCGGCUCGGGGGAGCACGCGCACAGCUAUCCUCCCAGGCGAGGAGGGAGAGACUGCUGUGCGUCGUACUUGGAAACACCUGUCACCUGUCUUUUUGCUUUUUUACCAAGAUAUUGCAGCCCGCCUCAUGCACUUUCUUGAUUUCUCUUAUGUUAUUGCUGGAGGUGGGGGAAGGGCAAAAAGGGCUCAAGGACAUCUCUGGGUGUGUGUCCUGUUACUCUUUCCUUCUGCUUGGGCUUGGGAAGACUGGGUGUGGGUGGAAGAGGGGCCUGAACCCUUUCACUCGUCGCUCCCUCCUCCUCCCUAUCUUCCCCUUAGAAGCCUGCCCUGCAGUAAGCCCCCACUUUCCUUUUUUUCUCUUCUCGCUCAAGCAAAGCUUCCCAAACUCCCCACGCCAAGGGCCCACCUGUCCCCAGCUUGUAAUGAAAAUAAAUGAGUGA
This is a messenger RNA of Hipposideros armiger (great roundleaf bat), 1323 nucleotides long. RefSeq lists its product as uncharacterized. The coding region runs from base 1 to 1323 and encodes 440 amino acids. The transcript is spliced from 6 exons. NCBI's taxonomy places the organism in Eukaryota, Metazoa, Chordata, Mammalia, Chiroptera, Hipposideridae. The record is from RefSeq and is a predicted model, not a curated record.